AUGCCGCCAAAAAAGAAGCAAAAACUCGAAAAACUCGACAAACCCACCUUACAUACCUGCAACAAGACUUCCUUUGCAAAAGCCCUGCCAAACGAGAUCUAUCGCCAACGGCUUCUAGAUUACAUCGCCAUCAUCCAUCAACUUGCCGACCAUGCUUCCCACGCGCUGAAAUUCUAUCUCCUUUCAUCAUCAGCGCCAGUUUUUCCCACGGUAAAUGAAGAUACAAUCGAAGCCAUCCUGUAUCUUCUCAACAAGGGGGAGGCUUGGCAUCCAAGAAAGGAAGCAAAGAAGGCAUGGCGGGAUUGUUUGCUGCCAUAUGUUCAACGGUACUGCCAAAUCGUCGGCUUCAUUCACCCAAAUCUACGAGGCGAGCAGCAGUCAAUCAAUUACCUGACAGCGAGUAUGAUGAUGAACCUGAAAGUCAACGUUCAAGAGCAUUUCAUGACGAUGCUGCUCCGAUAUAUCAAUCUGCAGCUUGACGUGAAGGGACAGAAGCAGCAACUGCCACCGAAAAGUGAUGCGUGGAAAAGUGAUGCGUGGAAAGCUUUCUUUGCUCGUCUUCGUUACUUGAAGUCAAUUUUCCUUUUUGAUGUGGUGCCCGAGUUGCUGGAUCUGAGCAGGACAGAAUCCGAUAUCAUGGACGAAAUUUGGUCGCUCGAUCUGCCUUUUCUUGUCAACGAUCCACUGGCAUAUGCUGUUGCCGUUGACCCGAUGUCCUUUUUCCCUGCAUACUGUCGGUUGUCAAGCCUAUAUGAAAAGCAUGGAUUUCGACGGUUCAGCGCCAUCCCACUUCGCCACUCCCUCAUCCAAACACAUAUUCACAUCGACACGGUCAUUCUGUACCAGCAUAUCCUUUGCAUCAUGCGACGGGAAGCGGAAACUGUUGAAAAGUUCGAUUUAUGGUUGCGCGUGUGCAACCUGCGGAGCAAGGCUUUUCGGUCUCGCCGCGGUAUGCAGUUUGAAGGCUCGAUCAGUACGGAUGGAACCUCGGUGUCGGUAUACCUAAAGCACCCAGAAGCAGAGUAUGGAAAGCGCGGAGCGAGAAAGUCAGCAAAGAGUUUAGAGGAUGAAGUUAAAGCGCAAUACAUGGAGAAAAACUUACCUGCUUGUCGAGCAGCAGAGAAUGUCGUUGUUAUCGACCCAAACAAGCGUGAUCUACUCUACUGCCAAGACAGCAAUGGUGCGACAAUGUUUCACUACACCGCCAACCAGCAAGCCAUGGAGACUGGAAGCCGUCGACAGCAAAGUGCAACGGCAGCAGAUGAAGAAAGAAGCUGGAGUUGA
Messenger RNA from Spizellomyces punctatus DAOM BR117, 1284 nucleotides. RefSeq lists its product as uncharacterized. The coding region runs from base 1 to 1284 and encodes 427 amino acids. Lineage: Eukaryota; Fungi; Chytridiomycota; Chytridiomycetes; Spizellomycetales; Spizellomycetaceae. The record is from RefSeq and is a predicted model, not a curated record. The transcript has a single exon.